Messenger RNA from Penicillium salamii, 1062 nucleotides. Lineage: Eukaryota; Fungi; Ascomycota; Eurotiomycetes; Eurotiales; Aspergillaceae. The record is from the annotation of a GenBank genome assembly.
AUGUUGGGCAAGAUUGUUCUCGAGGAGGCCUAUGAGCGUGCCGGUAAGGAGGAAAAGUCCAAGGCCGAAGCUGCCUUGUACAUUGCCCCCGAGGACCGCGCCCGCUAUAUGCGCCAGAUCCACGACAUCAACGGCGAGCGUGUUCGUCUGUCCAACGCCCACGGCAUUGGCUACACUAUUAUCUCUCUGACAGUCCCCGGUAUCCAGGGCAUCUCCGACAAGGCCUUGGCGGAGAAGACUGCCUUCGAGACCAACAACUGGGCCGCCGAGCAGAUCAAGAACAACCGUGACCGCAUGGGUGCUUUCGCCUGUCUCUCCAUGCACGACCCUAAGCAAGCCGGUCAGGAGCUGCGCCGCUGUGUUCAGGAGCUUGGAUUCCAUGGUGCUCUCCUUUGCGACUUCCAGCAUGCCGGUCCCAAUGGUGAGACCUACCUGUUUUACGACCAGCCCGCCUACGACGAGUUUUGGAAGGUCCUUACCGAGUUGGAUGCCCCCCUCUAUAUCCACCCUGCUGCUCCUUCUGAUGUUGUUCUGGAUAAGCUAUACGCCCAGCGUCAGAACUUGAUCGGACCCCCUCUGUCUUUUGCCAACGGCGUUAACCUGCACACCCUGGGUCUGAUUUCCAACGGAGUCUUUGACCGUUUCCCCACCGCCAAGGUCAUCAUCGGUCACCAGGGCGAACACAUUCCCUUCGACUUCUGGCGUAUCAACCAUUGGUUCGAGGAUGUCAAGCGUCCUAUCGCUGACGAGGAAGGCCGUGUCAUGGCCAAGAAGACCAUUUAUGACUACUUCAAGCACAACAUCUGGAUCACCACUAGUGGACACUUCUCCACUGCUACCCUGAAGUAUGUCGUCAACGAGAUUGGUGCCGAUCGCGUUUUGUUCAGUGUUGACUACCCCUAUGAGACCAUUGAGAAUGGCUGCGGCUGGUGGGAUAAUGACGCCAAGGCCAUUAAGGAAGCUGUCGGUGGUGUCGAUAACUACCGCCUCAUUGGUCGUGACAACGCGAAGAAGCUUCUUAAGCUUGGAUCUUUCCACGACUCCGAAGCUCCUGUCAACUAA